Messenger RNA from Aphanomyces astaci, 396 nucleotides. RefSeq lists its product as hypothetical. The transcript has 3 exons. The annotation marks the transcript as partial. The record is from RefSeq and is a predicted model, not a curated record. Lineage: Eukaryota; Oomycota; Saprolegniomycetes; Saprolegniales; Verrucalvaceae.
AUGGACGGCAACUACUUCUUGGGUCCGCUGAACGUGCUCAUCUUUUCCGUGGUGCCACUGCCCCAUCGACCGCUCGUGUCCAAUGCUGGCAAUGUCGUGUGGACCACGUACCUAAGCUACCGCGCCAACCAACACAUUGUCCACGAUGAACAGCCGCGCGUCCGCACCCGCCGCGAUGAAGCGGCCGAGGAGCUGGAGCGGGCUCUGAACGAGUCCUUGCAACCUGAUUUUCUGGCGCAAAUGGUGGAUGCCGAGUGGCGCCUUCGACACCUCGCCGUCACGUUUCCGUCGCCUCCAGAGAUCCAGGCGGUGAAUGACCUCUUUCCAGCAGAAGAUGCAACUUGCUUGGAUGAUGACGAGGAUGCAGACGAUGCUUCUGCCGUCGAGGAAUCCAUC